AUGGCAGCAUCCAGCUCCCACCCCGCCUUUCCCAGCCGGCCAUACACCUCAGGCUUAGGACGCACUGGAGGCCAGAGCGCGUUCGGAUCGACACCAUACAAUGCGCAGACACCAUUCAACGCGCCGGCGCAGAAUGCAGGAGGCUUUGGUGCGGCGAGCGCGGCGCCGACACAGCAGCAAAGAGAAGCGCAGCGCUUAGAACGCGAGCGACAAGAACGGGUGGAGCGCGAGCGGAGGGAACUGGAAGAGCGAGGAGUACUGGAGUCGCUGAGCGAGGAGCAGAGGGAGGAGGUUAACGAGGCUUUCUCCCUCUUCGACCUAGACAAAGACAACUACAUCGACUACCACGAGCUCAAAGUCGCCCUCAAAGCCCUCGGCUUCGACCUCCCCAAACCCGACAUCCUCUCCAUCCUCCAAACCCACGGCGUCCCCGCCUCGCAACUCCAGCAAGGCGGCAGCAGUAGCAACAGCAAGCAACCCGUGCCCUCGCAGCCCACCUUCUCGGGCCCUUCGCGAUUACUGCUGUCGCACGCGCAUUUCUUGACGAUCGCGGCACAGCGCAUCAUCGCGCGAGAUCCGAGGGAGGAGAUAUUGCGCGCGUUUGAGCUAUUUGAUCAGGAAGGCAAGGGGAGGAUCGAGUUGAAUGAUCUGCGGAGAGUAGCGCGCGAGCUGGGUGAGGGGCUGCAAGAGGAAGAACUGCAGGCCAUGAUUGAAGAAUUUGAUGUCAGAGGAGAGGGCGGUAUUGGAAGGGACGAGUUUGUUGGUAUCUGUUUGGGUUAG
Saxophila tyrrhenica is the source of this 780-nucleotide messenger RNA. It is a transcript of the gene CDC31, whose product is annotated as Calcium-binding component of the spindle pole body (SPB) half-bridge. Bases 1 to 780 code for a protein of 259 amino acids. The transcript is spliced from 2 exons. The record is from RefSeq and is a predicted model, not a curated record. Lineage: Eukaryota; Fungi; Ascomycota; Dothideomycetes; Mycosphaerellales; Extremaceae. Gene Ontology annotation, molecular function: calcium ion binding; microtubule binding. Gene Ontology annotation, biological process: spindle pole body duplication. Gene Ontology annotation, cellular component: half bridge of spindle pole body; mitotic spindle pole body.